AUGACCUCCCUCAAAGGCCGAAAACCCAACACGUUGCGCCCAAAACCGCUGACGCUCGCACACGCGGCUCCUCCCUCUCUCCCUCCCGCCGGCGCCGACGGUCAGAGCCCCGAAGGCGCAUGGGCCAGGCUCUGCGCCGCGCCUCGGGGCGCGUGAGGCGCCCUCCUCCCGCGCCCCCGGUGAAGCCCCCUCCCCCGCCUCCGCCGCCGCGGGCAUCGCCGGCGGCCGCGCAGGACCGUCUCGGCGCGCCCUCCGGUGACGAUGUCACAACGCCAACAAAAGAUGCUCAUGGUGUACUUGAGAAACGUGAUCCAAGUUAUGACAAAAUGCUUAAGCACAUGGUUGGGAGAAUCACUACUAAGCCUGGAGGAAAACCAGAAAUGGGUGAAGCUUCCAUUGUGCAGCGGUAUGACAGGCCUCUCCCAAAGGUCAGAACAUCAAAAUCUGAACCUGGGCAUAGUGGGAACAGGCAGCUACCUCAAGGAGCCCUGAAUGUUGAGCACAUUCAGGAGAUCAUUCAACUGUACCAAGGAAAAUCCAGUAGCCACCGUGGCCCGAUGAGCGUGGACGACAUCUCAUCGAAGUUCAGUGUCGAAGCCUCUGUUGUCCAAAACAUCGUGCAGUUCGUCUCACUUCCUCAGGACGGAGACCUUCCUCACGACGGAGACGUCCAAAAGAAAGAGUAAUACUGAGAUUCUGAGUGAUCUUGCGGGCUAACACUAAGCUUCAUGAACGUUUCCAAUUUCAUCACGUAGAGAAGUAGAGUAACUACGCGGAAAGACAAGUUUUGCAGUCUUUGGUCGGUUUCUUUGUUGUUGUUUCUGCUGCUGCUGUUGAAACGAGAUGAUGGAAAUUUGAAGGGGCAAUUCCUUAUUUGCCACUACAAAAAAGUUUGAUCCCUUAUUUGCCAUUGAUGUGCCAAUGACAUGUAGGACCCACCUGUGUCACUGACAGUGGAAAUAAGGGAUUGUUCAAAAUUGCAAUGGCAUACAAACAAUUAUCCCAAAUUUGAAAUAUGCGAUGUUUUCUUACCUGAAUAAAAAUGACAGUCUGCCUUUUUGUC
Molecule: messenger RNA, 1063 nt
Organism: Phragmites australis (common reed)
Lineage: Eukaryota; Viridiplantae; Streptophyta; Magnoliopsida; Poales; Poaceae
Exons: 3
Coding region: 120-686 (188 amino acids)
Source: RefSeq, a predicted model, not a curated record